GUAAACAGUUGCUUCGAAUUUUUACCUUCUCAAUUUUCUAUCGAAACCUAAAAGGUUUUAGAAAACAUAAACCAUGAAGAUUCCUGCACCUUAUUUAUGGUUCUCUGCUGUUGGAGCAUUUGGUGGCGGGAUCAUACUGGUCAAAGAAUAUUUCAGUGGAACUAGAUAUGAAGGUAAAGAAAAAUUAGACGGAAAAACAGUGAUUAUUACUGGGGCUACUGAUGGAAUUGGAAAGGAAACAGCUAAAGAUCUAGCUAAAAGAGGAGCAAAAGUAUAUAUGGCCUCUCGUGAUAUGAAGAAGUGUGAAGAAAUUAGAAAAGAAUUUGUCCUUGAAAGUGGGAACAAAUUCAUCUAUUGCCGAAAAUGUGACCUAGCAUCACAGGAAUCAAUCAGACAGUUUGCUUCAAGAUUUAAUUCUGAGGAAUCAAAGUUGCAUAUCCUUAUUAACAAUGCCGGGGUAAUGCGUUGUCCUCGUAGUUUAACUCUCGAAGGUAUCGAGAUGCAGAUAGGGGUAAACCAUUUUGGUCAUUUUCUUCUUACCCAUCUGUUGCUUGAUAAACUUAAACAAUCCGCACCCAGUCGAAUCAUUAACGUUUCAAGCGUGGCCCAUUUAAGAGGAAAAAUAGAUUUUGAUGACCUCAACUCGGAAAAAAAGUACGAUCCUGCAGCAGCUUACGAACAGAGUAAGUUAGCCAAUGUUCUGUUCACGCGCGAACUAGCAAAACGCCUGGAAGGAACCGGUGUGACCGUAAACGCCUUACACCCAGGAAUUGUGAAUACAAAUAUUGCUCGUCACAUGGGUUUUGUCAACAGUUGGUUUGCAAGCAUCAUUCUUAAACCACUUUCCUGGCCUUUUAUUCGAACGCCCCCGAGAGGAGCGCAGACAACUCUAUACGCAGCACUUGAUCCCUCACUUGAAAAAGUAACUGGGAAAUAUUUCAGUAAUUGUGCAGAAGCUGAGGUUUCACCCCAAGCUCUGGAUGAUGACGUUGCUCGAAAACUCUUCCUUACUAGUUUACGAUGGACACGUCUAAAUUAGAAGAAAAUAAAAAUUGCAAGUUAACUGUCUUUAAAUUUGCAUUUUCCAAUUCGUUUAAACAAAAUAGAUAAUUUUAAACUUAA
Daphnia pulex (common water flea) is the source of this 1122-nucleotide messenger RNA. RefSeq names its product retinol dehydrogenase 13-like. The transcript is spliced from 7 exons. The record is from RefSeq and is a predicted model, not a curated record. NCBI's taxonomy places the organism in Eukaryota, Metazoa, Arthropoda, Branchiopoda, Diplostraca, Daphniidae. Bases 74 to 1039 code for a protein of 321 amino acids.